AGUUGUCCGUGCAGAAAGCUUAUACCAAAGAUCGCUAACUAACCCCCAAAAAAGAGCAGCCAUGGAAAUGUCGAGCGAACUCGAUAGGCUGCUAUUUUUCGAGCAAGCUCGUAAAAUUUCCGAGGCUACUUACGCUUAUCCUCUAGACGCCGAUAAUUUGACCAGAUGGGCCGGAGCUUUACUAGAGUUGUCUCAGUUUCAAAGUGUCGGUGAUUCCCAGAAAAUGAUUCAAGAUGCUAUUUCGAAACUAGAGGAGGCUUUAUCGAUAAACCCUAAAAAGCAUGAUGCUUUAUGGUGUUUGGGAAAUGCUCAGACUUCUUUUGCGUUUCUGACUAGCAAGGAGGACGACGCAAGGCCUUAUUUUGAAAAGGCUGCUCAAUAUUUCCAGCAAGCUGUUGAUGAGGACCCGAGCAAUGAAAUUUACCUCAAAUCUUUAGAGAUAUCUGCUAAGGCUCCAGAAUUACACCAGGAAAUCGUUAAGCAUGGUUUAGGUCAACAAACGCUUGGGGCUGGACCUUCUACUUCUACUUCCUCCAGUUCAACUAAGACUGCCGCAAAGAAUAAAAAAAGCAGUGAUCUCAAAUAUGAUAUAUUUGGAUGGGUAAUCCUUGCUGUUGGCAUUGUUGCAUGGGUUGGCUUUGCGAAGUCACAAAUGCCACCUGCCCCGCCGCCACCGCCUCGAUAAGUGGCCUGCAUAAACAUGCCCUUGAGGGAUUCAAACAGCCUUCCUGCUUUUGAGUUAAGACAUUAGAAGGAAAAUUGAUAAUUUUAUGUUACUUUUUUUUAACUUGUUAGUGCUCUCUCAUAUCGAUUUUCCAAUGGUGAAAUUUCUGUAUGAA
Hibiscus syriacus is the source of this 839-nucleotide messenger RNA. Its product is annotated as mitochondrial import receptor subunit TOM20-like. The record is from RefSeq and is a predicted model, not a curated record. Gene Ontology annotation, molecular function: protein binding. Gene Ontology annotation, cellular component: mitochondrial outer membrane translocase complex. Lineage: Eukaryota; Viridiplantae; Streptophyta; Magnoliopsida; Malvales; Malvaceae. Gene Ontology annotation, biological process: protein insertion into mitochondrial outer membrane.